This is a messenger RNA of Osmerus eperlanus (European smelt), 2000 nucleotides long. It is a transcript of the gene lipf, whose product is annotated as lipase, gastric. The record is from RefSeq and is a predicted model, not a curated record. The transcript has 10 exons. The coding region runs from base 213 to 1409 and encodes 398 amino acids. Lineage: Eukaryota; Metazoa; Chordata; Actinopteri; Osmeriformes; Osmeridae. Gene Ontology annotation, molecular function: hydrolase activity, acting on ester bonds.
CGAUUAUUGGGAAGUAUCGACUUUGGGAAGGAUAGAAUGGAAGUUUUGGAAAGUCGUUGUAACGACACGCUUAUAAACAAAGAGCGAGCCAAUCAGCAAACGAGACAGGGGGUGCCUCUGACGUUUCAUCAAGCUGGGACUCUUUUUGACCGUCUUCCUCUUCCGUCGCUGCUGGAGAACUGAAGUUCAAGAAGAACUGGGUGAGAUAGAAAAUGCUGUGGGCUGUGAUAAGUGCUGUGCUGUUGUCCACUGGUGUGGUCCAGUGUGACAGAACCAUCCUGAGGAAGGAAAGCCUGGACCCAGAGGUCAACAUGAACAUUAGUGAGAUCAUCCGUUACUGGGGCUACCCUGCGGAGGACCAUGACGUGGUGACAGAGGACGGAUACAUCCUCAGUGUCAACAGGAUCCCUCACGGCCUGGUCGACCAGCCAGGCAGCGCAGGCCCCAAACCUGUGGUGUUCCUCCAGCAUGGCCUCCUGGCUGCGGGCAGCAACUGGAUCACCAACCUGCCCAACACCAGCCUGGGCUACCUAUUAGCAGACGCUGGCUACGACGUCUGGCUGGGCAACAGCCGAGGAAACACCUGGUCUCGCAGACACAUCAGUCUCAGCCCCUCCCAGAAAGAGUUCUGGGAGUUCAGUUAUGAUGAGAUGGCCAAGAAGGAUCUUCCCGCUGUGGUCAACCACAUCCUGAAGACCACGGGCCAGGAACAGAUCUUCUAUGUGGGCCACUCCCAGGGGACCACUAUAGCCUUCAUAGCCUUCUCCAGCAUGCCAGAGCUGGCCAGUAAGAUCAAGAUGUUUUUUGGACUGGCUCCCGUGGCAACGGUAGCCUUCACCGCUAGCCCCAUGACCAAACUGUCACUGUUACCAGACUUCCUCAUCUGGGACUUGUUUGGUAGGAAGGACUUCUUCCCUCAGAGUGAUCUGAUUAAGUGGUUUGCUAAGGAGUUCUGCAGCAAGGAACCGCUCAGCGAGCUGUGUGGAAACCUGUUCUUUGUCCUCUGCGGUUUCGACGAGAAGAACCUCAACAUGUCACGGACUCCUGUCUACACCACCCACUGUCCUGCUGGAACAUCUGUCCAGAACAUGGUCCACUGGUCUCAGGCCAUCCAUGGAGGCAAGCUGAUGGCUUACGACUACGGGAGAGCAGGCAACAUGGCUCACUAUAACCAGUCCACACCCCCACUGUACAGGGUGCAGGACAUGCAGGUCCCCACAGCCCUCUGGUCCGGGGGCCACGACACGCUGGCAGACCCCAAGGACGUGGCGGUGCUCCUGACCCAGGUUCCCAAACUGGUGUUCCACCAGCACAUCGAGGCCUGGGAGCAUCUGGACUUCAUCUGGGGCCUGGACGCUCCCCAGCUGGUGUACCAGCAGAUGAUCAAGCUCAUGGAGAAGCACCGCUGAGGGGCUUGAGGGUGUGUGUGUGCUCGUAGUGGAGUAUGGCAGGGGAACACAGGAAUGCCUUUCUUCGAGGGAGAAUCACUUAAAUUACUUCUGUCUUCUUUCUCGGUAAAUCACUUUGUUUUUAACAAUGCUGAAUUCAUUUUAUCCUUGUGAAAACACUGAUCCGUUCUGAUUUUAUUGAUUGUAACUUCAUGGAAAGACCCAUGGAUGGAUGGAUGGAUGGAUGGAUGGUACUGGGGUGGGUGACAGUCUGAGAAACUCCAGUAUAGUUAAACAUUCAACACAGCGGAGCAGUCAACAGUCUGAGCCUCAGAGAAUCAGCAGGUGACCUCAAAAGGUUUAAACAAACUAUGUGCACUUUCCAAACUGCAGUGUUGUAUGUGUGAAUGGCUUCAAGAAGAUCAAAAUAAGAAAAUCAUGUUUUUCUAUGUUGUGUUCUGUCACACUACUACUACUACCUUUGGUUUACAGCUAACAUGUAUUGAAGUGUAGGAAAAUUUGAGUUGAUUUUCAACUUGUGAAAAAUUGACAUAUCUAUGCUGCUUUGGGAUGGAUUUGAUCACUAAAUAAACAUCCAUUGUUUACUCAUUA